Molecule: messenger RNA, 2017 nt
Organism: Nylanderia fulva
Lineage: Eukaryota; Metazoa; Arthropoda; Insecta; Hymenoptera; Formicidae
Gene: Crk
Product: Crk proto-oncogene, adaptor protein
Biological process (GO): enzyme-linked receptor protein signaling pathway; cell migration
Cellular component (GO): cytoplasm
Molecular function (GO): signaling adaptor activity; receptor tyrosine kinase binding
Source: RefSeq, a predicted model, not a curated record
AAAGUGCAGAAAGUGCACUUGGGGACGACUCGACGAAUGUCGGAUGCUGCUGGGCUCCGGCGACCAUUUUUCGCGAUAUUUCCUCCGUCUCUCGCUUCCCGAAGACGUUUCGCGUGUCGCGAGUGGAAGCCUCGGUGCGGAGUUUCGCGACGACGGGAAUCCUUAGGGGAAUCGAUCUCGUCGCUCGACGAAAGAGCCGGAAACGUGCGCGACACUCUCUCCCAACAUGUCGUCGGCGAUGUCCAGGAUCUCGCACCGCUGCGCGUGGAACUCGACGGAGCGGCGAUAAUAAUUUCAUUCGUCUUGGAAGAGGAGCUCCGGACAAAAUAUUUCCCGAUAUAGAAACCAAUUUUCCUCGAUAUAUAUCCAUAAUUAAUCAACCACUUAACUGCGUCGUGAGAGCAUCUGUCCGCGUGCAUCAUGGCUCUUUACUAUGCGGGAGCUUAAUCGAGGUGCCACUCUCUGUCUCUUUCUCUCUCUGGCUCUCUCUCCUUCUCUCGGUGUCCCCCGGCGAUAUAUUAAUUGAUAAUUGACGAAGGAAGAAGUUAUCGUUUCGUUCUCUCGGACUAAUCGGGACUACAGGAUAUAUAACGUAAUACACGAUGGCUGCAACCUUCGAUCAGUACGACAAGUCGAGCUGGUACUUUGGUGCUAUGUCACGGCAGGAUGCUUCCGAUCUAUUAAUGGGUGAAAAGGAAGGUGGAGUAUUCUUAGUACGAGAUAGCACUUCCAUACAUGGCGAUUUUGUAUUAUGCGUAAGAGAGGACAGUAAAGUUAGCCAUUAUAUCAUCAAUAAAAUCCAACAAGGAGAUCAAAUUCGAUAUCGGAUUGGAGAUCAGGUGUUUCCAGAUAUUCCUAAUCUUCUAGCUUUUUACAAACUGCACUAUUUGGAUACUACACCAUUAAUUAGGCCUGCUCCGAAGAAAAUACAGAGGGUAAUUGCCAAAUAUGACUUUGAUGGCAAUGAUUCUGAUGAUUUACCCUUCAGAAAAGGUGAUAUACUCACUGUAAUAUCCAAGGACGAAGAACAGUGGUGGACAGCUAGGAAUAGCAUUGGCCAAACUGGUUCAAUACCGGUUCCAUAUGUUCAGAAAUACGACGAGGACGGUCCCAUGAUAAUAGAAAAUAAUUCACGACCUGAGAGUGGGGGCAGUUCCGGCUCGAACUCAAACUCAAACUCAGGACCUACAACACAGGUACCUCAUGCCGAAAUUACGGGACAAGGGACUGUAACGCGAAGAUCGAACAUACAGAGAACGUUACCGGCUUUCGCAAAAGUGAAACAGGCGAGGGUGCCGAACGCGUAUGACAAGACUGCGUUAAAAUUGGAAGUAGGUGACAUGAUAAAAGUGACAAAGACUAAUAUCAAUGGACAGUGGGAGGGCGAGUUACACGGCAAGGUCGGACACUUCCCAUUUACGCAUGUAGAAUUUGUGGAUAACGAGACUGGUGAGGACAAUCAGGAGAUUUAACAGAAAAUCUCCGAGUGUGAUGCAUCACAUGUGUGACAAUGGGAAGAAAGAGAGACUCCUAUAUUAUCAAAAUUUAGGUUACUACUAAUAACAUCUAUUAUAUGUACCAUUGCAUAGAUGUGCUUAUAUAAACUCCAAGAUAGUAAACGUAUGUCAUGUCAAAUGAUGUCAUAGAUGUCAUUUUGGCAUUUAAUGACAUCAGUUUGCUACUUGGACUUAAGUCUGAAUUGAAUUACAUUUACAUUCGAAUGUGCCGCGUGUUAAGUGCUACAUAAGAAGAAACCCCAGAUUUUUGUGCAAUACGUCGAAACAUAAGAAAUGUUCAAAGAUUUAUGUUAAUAUCUCUACAGUGUGUUAAUACUUUAGUCACAUGUACAUCCGUAAUUUCUUUUGUAACAUUGCUAAUUGUCCAAAGCACAAGCAUAAUUUUAUAAAAUUAUUAGAUAUAGAUAUGUAAAAUACAACUUUGUCUCUAUAUAUUAGAUAAUAAGGUCCUAUUAUUUCAUUAAAAAGGAAUUGAAACGUUUCAAUGAAAUAAUAAAUGA